Molecule: messenger RNA, 1558 nt
Organism: Larimichthys crocea (large yellow croaker)
Lineage: Eukaryota; Metazoa; Chordata; Actinopteri; Sciaenidae
Gene: dctn5
Product: dynactin 5
Exons: 6
Coding region: 142-690 (182 amino acids)
Cellular component (GO): dynactin complex
Source: RefSeq, a predicted model, not a curated record
CUCUUUUCGUCUGGAGAUCCAUUCAUCGGUGUCGGCAGAAGAAGAGCUGACAGCAGAGCGGCGAGCAACAACACACAGAUGCGUUAGUUAUUGUGACUAAAUUAACCGCACUGUCUUGAGUAUUUUACCAGAUUCGCAGCCAUGGAGUUGUCUGAAAUACUUUACAACAAAGCGGAGUACAUCGAGACGGCUUCUGGUAACAAAGUGAGCAGGCAGUCAGUGCUGUGUGGGAGUCAGAACAUCGUCCUCAAUGGGAAAACUAUAGUCAUGAAUGACUGCAUCAUCAGAGGGGACCUGGCUAAUGUCAGGGUGGGCAGACACUGUGUGGUGAAGAGCCGGAGCGUCAUUCGACCACCUUUCAAAAAGUUCAGCAAAGGAGUGGCGUUCUUCCCGCUGCACAUCGGAGACCACGUCUUCAUCGAGGAGGACUGUGUGGUCAACGCAGCGCAGAUUGGUUCCUAUGUCCACAUCGGCAAGAACUGUGUCAUAGGUCGUCGCUGUGUGCUGAAGGACUGCUGCAAGAUCCUAGACAACACCGUGCUCCCUCCUGAGACUGUGGUGCCGCCUUUUACCGUCUUUUCUGGAUGCCCAGGUUUAUUUUCCGGAGAGCUCCCAGAGUGCACGCAGGACCUGAUGAUUGAUGUAACCAAGAGCUACUACCAGAAGUUCCUGCCCCUCAGCCAGAUCUGAGUACGAAACCUUCAGCAGGAUCCACGCUCCAGUUCCAGGUCGGGGUCUCUCAUUAGCCUGAAAUGGACUUGAUCUCCUUUUAUCCAUCUGCCCAUUCUAUCCAUAGAGGCUGCGAGCUUCUCUGCCCAAGGAAAAACAUUUGGUCCUAUUAAGAUCCCUGAUAUGAUUCUGAUUUUUGAGCAUUAGAAAAGCACACAACAAAUAGUAUCAGUUUAACUGCAAUUUUGUACGUUUGCAGCUCCAAAUUAUAGUGGAAAUCUUUUAAAUCUAUGAGUACUAAAAGACACGCUCAUGUUUACCAUCCAAACUAGUCUGAGAUGCCUUCAAAGAGCACUGAUUAAAAACCUUCAAUCCGCAGGCCCUCAGUUUAGAUUUUCUAAUGAAGUAUGUUCACAUAGCUUCUCAGUGUGCUGUGAAGAAAACUUAAGGACCUCUGUUGCGGCUGGCUUCGCCCUCUGACAGCAGCUGUAGGUGAAGAUAAGGAGGUGGAGGUGUUUGAAGAAUGCUUGAAAAAUACCACCCACGGACCAAAACAAUAGCAACGACAGGAGGAUCUUGGCUAGGAUUCAUGUCCACGGUUCAUUCAGGCAGCAGAGCACUCAUAUCAGCAGUUUGUGAUACUCUGUUGUUUUAGUCUCUGUCGUUUUAUUUUUGAUGUUGAAGAACGCGUUUGUUUGUUUGCUUGUUUGCUUCCUCCUUCGCUGGCUUUUGUUAUUUUGCCAUGAAACUUAUUUAAUACUGUGGAUUUUUAUUUCAUUAUGUUUCACAUGAUCAGCUACAAUAUUGGCAGCACGGUGUCAUUUUCUGUAAGCAUAAAAUAAACAAAGCCAACAUCUAAAAUAUUGCAGCAAAUAAAUAUUCAAAUCCG